AUGGCUGAACUGGACAUUGGAAAACAUUGUGAGAUCAAGUCUUGUCACCAGAAAGAUUUUCUGCCUUUCGUGUGUGACGCCUGUGCCGGAGUAUUUUGCCUUGAGCACAGGAGCCGGGACGCUCACUCCUGUCCGGAGGUCCCUGUGCAGAGGGAGAUCCCUGUCACAGGGGAAAGCACACUGCACCAGUGCACUUUUGAGGACUGUAAAGGAAAGGAGUUAUUGCCAGUGAUUUGCCCUCAUUGUCAGAAACACUUUUGCCUCGCGCAUCGACAUCAGGAUGACCACAAGUGUGAGAAGCUCGAAAUUGCCAAGCCUCGAAUGGCUGCCACACAAGAGCUGGUGCAGAAGAUCGUGGAGUCAAAGAAAAAUGCACCCGUGAGCAGAGGCAGAAAAGGAGCGAAGAACAGUGCAACUGCUGCUAAGGUUGCGCUAAUGAAGCUAAAGCUACAUGCCUCAGGAGACAAGGGACUUCCACAGACGGAGCGGACGUAUUUCCAGGUGUUUCUGCCCAAAGAGUCCAAAGACUCCAGCCUCCCCAUGUUCUUCUGCUCCAAAUGGUCGGUGGGGAAGGUUGUGGACUUUGCUGCCUCUCAGGCCGGGCUGAAGAACAACAAUAACGUCCUCACAGCAAAGAAGCUGCGUUUAUGUCACCCUGAGACCGGCCAAGCUUUGAAGAUGGACGCCUGCUUGCAGUCUCUGCUCUCCCUGCAAGAUUCGCCCCUCCACAACGGGGGCAACGUCAUACUGGAGUACCUGGAUAACGACAGCACGGGGCUGGAAGAUGUCUCCGCCUACAUCCCUCCCUCCUGACCCACCUCUACAAGGACAGUUCCCCCUGUUCUAGCGCUGAUCUGGGAUCAGCCGUCCUGUUCUCCAUAUCUGAUCUUCAGCACGGAGAGAUCAAGCGGCUGAAGUGAUCCUGUGUGUCUACUUAUUAUGAAAUGUUUUAAUGGACAGGAGAUGAAUGGCCAAGAAGAGUCUCGUGCAGCUCGGAGACUAAACCGUGAAAGAGAGAACAUUCUAUUGGCUCCAAUAUAUGGUCAAGUAAACUACCUGUGACAUCACUGUUCUCUCUCUCUCACUGUCUGCUGGGAGUUGAAGUCCAGAAUUCUAAACAAAUGUGUAAAUUAGUGAAAAAAAACCCAAAACAAAACAAAAAAGAAGGCAAUGCUCCUAUGUUCCUGAGUACGACCCUGACAGUGAAUGGAUUAGUGUGUCUGUGUCUGGAUCAUAUGAGAGAAUACGAGUGCUCAUCUUCUCACAGUCAUUUUAUUUAUCUGAGGUGUA
This is a messenger RNA of Chanos chanos (milkfish), 1290 nucleotides long. RefSeq names its product zinc finger, AN1-type domain 1 (gene zfand1). The transcript has 8 exons. The record is from RefSeq and is a predicted model, not a curated record. Lineage: Eukaryota; Metazoa; Chordata; Actinopteri; Gonorynchiformes; Chanidae. Gene Ontology annotation, cellular component: cytoplasmic stress granule; cytoplasm. Bases 1 to 813 code for a protein of 270 amino acids. Gene Ontology annotation, molecular function: zinc ion binding. Gene Ontology annotation, biological process: cytoplasmic stress granule disassembly.